Molecule: messenger RNA, 984 nt
Organism: Prosopis cineraria
Lineage: Eukaryota; Viridiplantae; Streptophyta; Magnoliopsida; Fabales; Fabaceae
Product: cytochrome b6-f complex iron-sulfur subunit, chloroplastic-like
Exons: 5
Coding region: 121-807 (228 amino acids)
Cellular component (GO): plasma membrane
Molecular function (GO): 2 iron, 2 sulfur cluster binding
Source: RefSeq, a predicted model, not a curated record
CUGAACAUGUGGUUAUAUACCUCCCAACGUGGCAGCGCGCCUUAUCCACCAACUGGUUAUGGUGCGUAAGGUCUUGAAACCGAUCGUCCAACACCUUGUGCAUCAUUUUUCCCACCCGCCAUGGCUUCCACCACUUUGCCUCCGGCAACCCCCUCGCAGCUGUGCUCUGGAAAGAAUGGAAUUCUGUGUUCUUCACAAGCCCUUCUUAUGAAGCCCAUAAGGACCCAGACGAUGGAGAAGGGCAAGGGAAGGAGAAUAGUUUGCCAGGCCACCAGUGUUCCUGCGGAUGAUCGAGUACCAGAUAUGGGGAAAAGGCAGCUCAUGAAUCUUCUUCUUCUGGGUGCUAUUUCACUUCCUACUGCUGGAAUGCUUGUCCCUUACGCCUCUUUCUUCGCCCCACCGGGCACAGGAUCGUCUAGUAGUGGCACAAUUGCCAAGGAUGCCAUAGGAAAUGAUGUUGUAGCUGACCAAUGGCUGAAGACACAUGGCCCUGGGGACCGUACCCUUACCCAGGGAUUGAAGGGAGAUCCUACGUAUCUCGUGGUGGAGAAAGACAGAACACUUGCAACAUACGGGAUUAAUGCGGUGUGCACACACCUCGGAUGUGUUGUGCCAUGGAAUCAAGCUGAGAACAAGUUCAUCUGCCCUUGCCAUGGAUCCCAGUACAAUGACCAAGGAAGAGUUGUGAGAGGACCUGCUCCCCUGUCUCUGGCGUUGGCGCAUUGUGACAUAGAUGAUGGGAAAGUCGUGUUUGUACCUUGGGUUGAAACAGAUUUCAGAACAGGAGAGGCUCCAUGGUGGGCUUAAGUCUAUGGAAGCCGUCCCUUAUCUAUCACAGGUUUGAUCUGCAACAUAACAAUGGGAUUUUGUACUAAAUCCAUGGGAGCAUUUUAUGUUCAUUGUAGUUAAUAUUUUGUAUAUUGAAAAUCAUAAGAUGAAAAGGAAACUGCAGAACCACGUUUUUCUUUUCUUUUCCGCCCGUAA